AACUGAAGUUAGUGCGCGUGCCUCUAUUAUUAGUUACGUAGACUGUAACAGGAGGUGGUUCUUCGGCGCUGGGUGGACGUGGCCGUUCUGCGAAGGACCGAGCCUGGCGAACAGUGUUCGCUGCAAACGUUGCGAUUAUGUUGGACGCACUCGUCAUAAAUAGAAGACACAAUUUGUGGUAAUUGCGGACGACAGCCUGCAUUAAAGACGGGUAACCUUGCUGCGAAGAUGAAGGUAAAUUCAAGCUGCCGUCAGGUGCAAGCCGCAUCCGAUGGAGAUCUUUCCCUCUCGGUCUCAAACGUCGGUCAAUCCGAUUCACCACUUCCCUAUGUUGCGGUCCCAGUUGAUGGAUUCUGACAUGGACUAUGAAAGGCCAAAUGUUGAGACUAUAAAGUGCGUGGUCGUCGGGGACAACGCGGUGGGAAAGACGCGCCUUAUCUGCGCCCGGGCAUGUAACGCCACGCUCACUCAGUACCAGCUGCUCGCCACACACGUUCCCACUGUCUGGGCCAUAGAUCAGUACAGGGUUUGCCAGGAGGUUCUGGAACGUUCCAGGGAUGUGGUGGACGAGGUCAGCGUGUCGCUGCGCCUCUGGGACACUUUCGGGGACCACCACAAGGAUCGGCGUUUUGCCUACGGCAGGUCUGAUGUGGUGGUGCUGUGUUUCUCCAUCGCCAACCCAAACUCCCUGUACCACGUGAAGACCAUGUGGUACCCUGAGAUCAAGCACUUCUGCCCCCGUGCUCCGGUCAUCCUGGUGGGCUGUCAGCUGGACCUGCGCUAUGCUGACCUGGAGGCCGUCAACAGGGCCCGGAGGCCAUUGGCGAGACCCAUUAAAUCCAACGAGAUCCUGCCUCCAGAGAAAGGCAGGGAGGUUGCUAAGGAACUGGGAGUGCCAUAUUAUGAGACCAGUGUUGUGGCACAGUUCGGAGUCAAGGAUGUCUUUGACAACGCCAUCCGUGCAGCCCUGAUCUCACGACGUCACUUGCAGUUUUGGAAGUCCCACCUGCGCAACGUUCAGAGACCCCUCCUCCAGGCCCCCUUCCUGCCACCCAAACCCCCCCCACCCAUAAUCACAGUGCCCCCUCCCCCGACCACCACCGACGAGCACCCGGGCCGCCUUCUGGAAGACUCGUUGUGUGCUGACGUAAUCUUAGUCCUACAGGAGAGACAGAAGAUCUUCGCCCACAAGAUUUAUUUAGCCACGUCCUCCUCCAAGUUCUACGACCUCUUCAUCAUGGACACGCGACCCGAGGAGGCCGAGAGACCCCCCCGGCCGGCCCCUCUCUCCGGACGCGAGCUGCUGAUGCGCGCCGCCAGCUUCGACGUGUGCGAGAGCAGCGCCGAGGGCGGCAGGGCCAACCUGCGAGCCUGCACCAGCGACGGCACCCUGAGGGACUCGGAAGGUCGAGGCCGGCUGCUGUCGUCCUGGAGCAGGGCCUUUGUCAGCAUCCAGGAGGAAGUGGUGGACGACCCAGUGACUUACAGCCCCAGACCCAUGACCGUGGUGCACAUGGACCAGUCCAUGCAGCUGGGGCCUUUCAGGGCUGUGCUGCGCUACCUGUACACGGGUCAGCUGGACGAGCACGAGAAGGAGCUGAUGCACAUUGCGCACAUCGCCGAGCUGCUGGAAGUGUUCGACCUGCGGAUGAUGGUGGCCAACAUUCUCAACAACGAAGCGUUCAUGAACCAGGAAAUCACCAAAGCCUUUCAUGUCCGCCGCACCAACCGAGUUAAAGAAUGCCUAGCCAAAGGAACCUUUUCCGAUGUUGUGUUUAAGCUGGAUGACGGAACGAUUAUGGCCCAUAAACCCUUGCUUAUCUCCAGCUGUGACUGGAUGGCAGCCAUGUUUGGAGGACCAUUUGUGGAGAGUUGCACCAAAGAGGUGUUGUUUCCCAAUACGACGCGCAGCUGCAUGAGGGCCGUGCUGGAAUACCUGUACACCGGACGCUUCUGUUCCCGGGCAGACCUGGACGCCAUGGAACUCAUUGUUCUGGCCAACCGGCUGUGUCUCCCGCACCUCGUUGCCCUGACCGAACUCUAUACAGUGACAGUGCUGAUGGAGACUGCCAUGAUGGGGGCUGAUAUUGAUGGAGAUGUCUUACUGUAUCUGGAGAUGGCCCAGUUCCACUGUGCUCAGCAACUCACUGGCUGGUGCCUCCACCAUAUCUGCACCAACUACAACAGUGUCUGCCGCAAGUUUCCCAGAGACAUGAAGGCCAAGUCCCCAGAGAACCAGGAAUACUUUGAGAAGCAUCGCUGGCCACCAGUAUGGUACCUGAAGGAGGACGACCACUACCAGAGGACACGCAAGGAGCGGGAUAAGGAAGACUACUUGUAUCAGCGCAGACAGUGUAAACGCAAGUGGCUGUUCUGGAACCUUCCUUCAUCUCCUUCUUCAAACUCUCCAUCUGGUUCCUCGGCUGUCAUCUGAUUGGUCCUCCGGGUGUAGGCCAGGGCCUCUAGGGACCAAUGGCAAAGAAGGGUUGUAAACACAAGAUCAGCAAAUUUGGUUGUAGGCCAAAUGGAUUGAUCUGCGCUCUGUAGAUUUGUAGGGUGAGUUAAGUCUAACAAUUAAGAAAUAUUUCACACUUCUUGCUAGCGCAUUAAUUGGAAAGCAAGGACCACUAGACUCGGACUUCAAAGAUCAGUAAAAAACAGUAGUGCUCUUUGUGUUCUCACUGAGGUUAAAUGAGUAGGCUUUGUGACAUCUCCCAUCUAAUCAUUGCUUAACUUGAAUUAACAACCAAGUGUUGCUUAUCAGCUGCACCAGACAAACACCCAAUAACCAGCGCACUCAGUCUCAGUGAUGUAGAACACUCUACUCAUAAGUGUUGUACAAUCUAUAAAACUACAGAAUAUAUAUAGUACAAUUGAUCUAUACCUUCAACAAGAAAUACAAGCUACCAAAUAGCUAUGUUUCUGCAGUUAAUUGUUUUUUUUAUCAUAGAAUAAAACCACUCUGAUUAUAGAAGGUCUAGUAAGACCUGUUCUCUUUUGUACAGUUGUAUAUUUGAAUGUUUGCGUUUACAACAGCUGAGGUUGUUUUCAGUGAGUAUCUACAUUUAUGUUGUGUUCUCUUUGGGAUGUGUGGCUGGCUGUCACAAAAAGGGCUUUAUCUUCAGUUCCAGACCUAUUAUCUUCUUGCAAGACAAAAUUGAAUCUAAUUACGGGAAAUAUCUGUUUCAGUUCAAGUUCAAAAUGCUGGCUUGAACAGAAAUGCCAGCCUGUAUAGUAUAUAUGGAAUGUUAAACUUUGGAAGCAUCUGGAAUGUUGGAAUAUUGACUUGCUUUGUACUGUCAAGUUGUCCUUAAAAUCUCAAUUGUAUAGAUCAGAUCGAAGAAUUUCUUAUAUCAUUAUGGUGAAUGCUUCAACUUGGCCACUGAUAUGAAUAGCAAGACAUUCAUGUCCAGGGCACACCUAUCACUAAUCGAACACAGCCCGUUAUAUAUGUUUGAUGAUAUUCUGUGUGAUUGUCGCAUGACCUGGGGAGAACUGUGUCUUGGACCUGACCUUUGACCAAGCCAUGGCUGUUAAAGGACUCCUCUCAACAUAGAAUAAUCUGAUGUAAUAAUGAUUAUGUAUUCAUUUGGUAGAUGCUUUUAUCUAAAGCAAAAUGCAGGGGUAAUUUGAACCAGGGACAUAUUGGUGUGCUGUCAAAUCUUCUCAGAAUAUAUUUGAAGUGCAUUAGAUCUGUCUUUCAACUGUAGUUAUAUAGAUUUAAACCCAUGGUGCUCAUUGAAUCAUUAGAGUAUUUAUAUAAUUACUUAAGACAGGAUAUUAAGCUAAUUAACAAACAUAGCUAAACUCUAACAUAAAUGUUACCUCAGAGUACAAUUACACAGAAGUACACUAUGUGCCACUAAAGGUGGGACUUGAUAGAAAUAGACUUGCAGAGAAGUAGUUGAAUAUGUUUUGAACUGCUCUGUAGUUUCAUACUACAAAUUAUCAGAGAAAUCCCACAAGGCAAAAUGCUAUGUGGGCAUCUUAAUGCAUAGGGAGAUUAUUUAGAUGGCAUUUUCCUUGAUGAGGUGUGCUAUAGAACACCCUGUAAGAUUAUGAACACACUUGAAUGCAUUUGCUUGUGGUUAAAAAAAAAGUUAAAAUUGCUUUUAGGAUACUUUGCAAAAAGGCUGUCUAAAAUAGAAUAGACGGGAAUGGGACAGAAUAGAAUUAAGAUGUAUUUUUUUUAUUUAUAAAGCAGACCAUGAAGAAGUCCAUACAAGGACCUUUAACUUAACGUAACCGUGACUACAAUGCAGAAGAGAAUGCCUGUAAGGAGAUGUGAGCCUUACCUGCUUAUUAGACUGCAUGAACAAGACUCUUAAGUCUUGUUAGUAACAAGACUCUUAAGUCUUAAAGUGAAUUAUACCAUGUACACUAUUAAGAUUAAAAGGAAAGGACUAGUAUGGACAGUGUUUAUAGACAGUGUUUAUAUGUGUAAAGUGUAACAUGAAAUGAUACAUUACUUAACAUUGCCUACUUUCAAAAUCCAUUAGCAGUUCACUUUUAAAUAUAAUGUACUGUAUGUAAAAACAUUGUUUUGUAGUGAAUGUUUAUUUCUGAAUGUUUGUCUUGACAAGGGAUCUAAAUUUCCUAUCACUCUUGGGUGGUCUCCUUAAAGUUCAUCAUAAAAAAUCUAAACACUAUUUUGCUGUCCUAUCUGUAUAUUUCCCACAUUAUGUAAUUAAAUCUUAUGUUUGGAAUUUGAACAUUUUGAACAAUACUGUAUGAUUAGCCUAACUGAUAUUCACUCGUGAAAAUUAUAUCCACAAAUCUGUUACAUUAUGGAAAAACACCAAUUUUGUGAGACCCCCAAACUAGAACCCUGGUCAUGGCAAAUUAUGAUGCAAAACUAUCAAGGUGUUUGUUUUGUGGGAAAACGUUUCUCUAUUAGUAAUUAUUCCAAAAUGCCAAUUAAUUUGUAAAUUCGGUAUUAUUGUUUUAAUCUAUACUCAAUAGAAUGUAUAGACAGUUUGACCUCAGCAGUUUAAUUUCAAUUUUUCUUUUUGUAGAUUACGAUGAUGUAUUCCACGUGACAAUCUUUUACCUUCUAUGAAUUCAUAUUUAAGUUAAAAUUGCAGAUGUACCCUCCUCUACUGAUGCGCUGCGUCAAGAGACACCUCAUGCCUUAAUGUGUGUGACACUGAAUGUAAAUAUUGUGACUGGUCCCGAGUUUGUGUAGCCUAUAGCCUAUGAUGUACCAGCAUCAUGGUACUGUAUGUUGUGUUCUUUAGUGUAUCCUAGGCUACAUAUUCCUACAUAUCUCAGCUUGAAGUUAGUGUGAACACUGGGGAUCGUAAGAGUGCGCUUUGUUUGUUAGCUUGAACUGUGAUUAAAUAUUUUGUCCGUUUUCUCAUGUCGUUAAAGCUCAAAUUUGAGAAAUUACACAUUUUACAAUCAGUUUGGAACCCCCCCCCCUACAUUAAAUUAAAGCAGGGAUUAAUUCAAAAUUCAUUAGCUUCACAUUAAAUGUUAUCAUUUCAGUGGAUGGCUUGUGGACAUUAAACAUUGAUUAGAAUCAAAAUAAUUGAUCAUAGGCAAUUGUUUAUGUCAGUUGGAAGGAAAGCAUGCAUUGGCACGUCAGCAUCUAUGCUGGCUUGAUCUUGGGAUGUUUACACAUUAUGUAGCCUGAUUCAUUUGCAGUAGCCUUAUACGGCUGCUCAUGUUUGGAUUUAUAUUACAGGCUAGAAAAAUAAUAUGCUCUUAAGAGACCCCUUCCAUGUGUCUGGGUGCUAAUUUUACCGCUGCAAAGCACAAACCAAAGGGAGCUUAUAGCAUUCAACAUAGGCCUAUAUAUAUCGAUAUUCUGCAGAGUAAAUUGCAUAGUUUAAGAUGCAUUGUAUUUAAAUGGCUGGUUUUAAAACUUGAAUGUUUUCUCAGUGUUAAAAGCCUUGCCGACAUUUUCCCUCGUCAACAGGUAGCCUAUAGUUGUUGUUGAAGUAUGUCUGUAUUGUUUGAGAGCAGUAAAUAUGGAUUUCUGUAGCAUGUGUUCUUGCAAUUUGUAAAUAAUGUUUAUUUAAUAAUAAAGUAGCACACUUUCAACC
Molecule: messenger RNA, 6047 nt
Organism: Osmerus eperlanus (European smelt)
Lineage: Eukaryota; Metazoa; Chordata; Actinopteri; Osmeriformes; Osmeridae
Product: rho-related BTB domain-containing protein 2-like
Exons: 10
Coding region: 272-2434 (720 amino acids)
Biological process (GO): engulfment of apoptotic cell; cortical cytoskeleton organization; regulation of cell shape
Cellular component (GO): cytoplasmic vesicle; cytoskeleton; cell projection
Molecular function (GO): protein kinase binding; GTP binding; GTPase activity
Source: RefSeq, a predicted model, not a curated record